This is a messenger RNA of Drosophila hydei, 3388 nucleotides long. RefSeq lists its product as uncharacterized. Lineage: Eukaryota; Metazoa; Arthropoda; Insecta; Diptera; Drosophilidae. The coding region runs from base 1 to 3282 and encodes 1093 amino acids. The record is from RefSeq and is a predicted model, not a curated record. The transcript has 5 exons.
AUGGAUAUACCUAGCAGCGGUGCAAUAUUUACGCUUGGCAAAUCGCACUUAGCGGAAAAUACGCAAAGCUAUUUCUAUAUCAAAAACGAUCCGGUCAAACGCUUGAUAUCCGGCCCGCAUCAGAGUGCGGUCAUAUGCGAAUCGGGUCGUCUUUUUGUUUGGGGCGAGAAUCAUUAUGGCCAACUGGGCAUUGGCGGGCAUGCCAACAAAAACAACAACAACAACAGCAGCAAUAAUGGUGAUAUAGUCAGCAAGCCCACUUGCGUUAAGUCGCUAAAAACUUUGGGCUUAAAGAUAAGCGAUGCGGCCUUCGGCAACAAUUGGGCCGUGAUAAUGACGCUCUCCAAUGAGAUAUUCUUUACGGGUCGAAAUAUAUUCCCCAUGGACACGCACGUGGCACAGCACUUUAUAAAUGCUCUUGUCGAAGAGCAGCCAUGCGCUAUUAUACGAAAGCCUUUUCGUUUGGAGGAAUUUGACGAUUAUCUGUCUAAGAACGAGGAGACGGAUAACUUUGUGGCCUUGCAGGCGGGCAAUGAGCAUUUUGCAGUGCUAACCAGCAAAGGUCGCUUGAUUGGCUGCGGCUCGAAUGCCAAGCAGCAGCUGGGCGAUUUGGAUGCGGACUAUGACGGCCAUCCCGUGGAGAUAUGCCUGGAUGCUGCAGUGCAGCAGUUUGCAUGUGGACCAGAGUCAACGCUGGUGCUGACAGGCAGUGGAAAUCUCUUUUUGACUGGCCGCCUCAAUGAGUUUGUCUUUCCCAAGUUCACGGAGCUGCAGAAGAAUCUCUCGCAGACAGAGCAGAUCAUCUUCAUGCACAUAUCGAAGGCGAGCGAAAUCUUUAUUGUGACCAAUGUGGGCAACAUCUAUCGCAGCUUCGAAUCGCUGCGCAACAAGAGCUUGGUCUUUCAGCGGUUCUAUGACUACGACAGCGAGGAGAAUGGACCCAUUUGGAAGCUACUGAAGGGCUUCUCCUUCUAUGCGGUGCUCAGCAAGGCCAACAAAUUCUUUACCACGUUCUCGGAGAGCGGCCAUCAUCUGAAGACCUUUCGCGAGAUCUCCAAGUUUAAGAAUCUGCGUCUGCUCGAUAUAGCCGUUGGCGAUCAGCAUAUUCUAGUCCAGGGCUUGCCCAGAUCGUCCGCCCUUUCUGCUACAGUGGGCACUCCUGCGGAUGCACACUGCAAUAUGAGCCGCAGCUUUGUGCUACAGCCAAAAGAUCUCAAUGGCAACAUGGAAAUGCGAAGCGCCAGCGGCAGAAGUCUGACUAAGCAACAGGCAUUGAAGGAGGCGGAACCAGAAACGGAAAAGGACAAGAACUCUGGACUCAUGGGUGCUAGCGUCGCAGCGGUUGGUGCCUCUGUGGCCACGCUGGAGGCAGUGAAGCACAUUUCAGAUGAGCAAAAAAACAGCACAGCUGAACCGGAGCACAGCACGGCAAAGGAACAAGAAGAGCAUGAACAAAUGACAGAGAUGGAAGCAAUAAAUGACAAUGUAAAUGAAGAAGCAAGUGAAGAAAAGAAACAAGAACAGGAGCCCAAAACAGAAGAGUUAAAUGGCAACAAGGAAGAGCUGUUAGUGGAAGCGAAAAUAGAGACGCCAGUUGAGGCCGUAGCAAGCGAAGCAACGCCUCAAAAGGAGAGUAAGACAAAGGAAAUAGAAGUGAAAUCAGAGCAAAUGGAGCCCACGGCGCCUGAGGAGAGUCCGAUGAAGCAAGCCACAAAUGCAACUGCAGUGGAAGCGCUAGCUAAGUUACCAACGCCACCUGCAGAGACGCCAUCACCUCAGCAAUCACCAGCAGAAUCGGUCAAGUCCAAGCAGUUGACAACCGAGGAGCAGCCGCCCACAGCGAGCAGCCAGGAAAAGCAGCUGCGUCCGCACACGCCUUACCCGGAUAGCAGCAAUGCGAGCACACCACAAACUAUUAAGAGAACGCCUAUACGCAACUUCUCCUAUGAGGCGGCCAUGAAGCAUGAUGAGAUUGAGCAAACCUCGCCGGAGCUUGUGGACAGCUUGGAUACAGUUGAAGAGAAUCCAUUGGCUGAAAGCGCGUCUACAACAGAAAUACAAAUAUCUACGCCCACGCCGCCUACCGAGGAAGAUGAGCAGCUGGCCGUUGAGAUAACGACCACGGAGGACGCGCUAGACAGCAGCAAAGUGGUAAAUGAGAUACGUUUCAUUAACAACGGCGUCGAUGUGACUGCCAACGUUGAGAAGCAAAUGCCUGACACGCCACUGGCUGAGUUUGUGGAUGAUCUGGAGUCGGAGGGUGAGCAAAUGCUGGAUGAUCUGGAGCAGCAUGUUGACAAGGUGGUCGCAGAACAGAAAUCAGAGGCUGUCAAAGCCACAGCAAGCGUCGGCGAUGCCAUCGAAUCAAAGCUGCAGGACGCGGGAAACUCGGUGCAAACGGCUAUGCACAAUGUGGUGACAGGUGCGCGUGAUACUGUUGAAACUGCGGGCGAGCGCAUGGUAAAUGGUGCACGACAUGCUGUCGACGCAGCUGGCAAAGGUGCCCAACGCAUGGCAGAUGGAGCCCGAGAAGCUGUUGAUGCGGCAGGCAAAAGCGCGAUGCGCAUGGCUAGCGAUGCUAAACAAUCUAUGGAACAGGUGGGCAGCAAUGCAGCCAAAGUAGCAACAAACACAAAAGAGUCCAUGGGCAGAGCCAUGGACUCAAUGACCAGCAAGAUAUCUAACGAAGUGCAUGGCGCCAAAGAGAACAUAUCAUCGCUGUUUCAAAUCAAAGCGGCCAAGGAGUCGCAGCCCAUGACAACGCCAACAACGACACCGGAGGAUGUUCGACCAAAGCGAAGCAUUGAGACAGCUAACUCUGGCGACUUAGAGGCAGAGGGCGAGGAAGAUGAACGUACCACGGCCUCGGUAAAUUCAAAUCACAAUUCCGCUGCCCAUAGCAAUGGCAAUGGCAAUGGCAAUGUCUUUGAGCCCAUGAACAGCAAUAGCCAUGCCUUUGAAGAGGAUCCACUCGAUGCGGUUGUGGAGCGUAGCAAAAAGGCAAUGCAAGAGGAGCUGCGCGCUUUGGAAGAGCAACGCGCCCAAUCACACGUUCACAGUAAAGGCGAGCAACAGCGCAGACAAAGCACAGAGAGCAAAGGCAUAGUCCAGCAAUUUCUAGAUAGUGUGCGGCUUUCGUGCCGGAACGAGAAGGCCGUACAAAUCGAGGAUGAGCCGCCACCGCCGACGCACCACAAUAAAAACAAGGUCAAUAGUGAGCUGAGCCUGCAGAAUGGCCAAAAUGGCGAGCAGCAGUCGUCACGCGUGUGCACAAUUUUAUAAAAACGAAACGCACUACCUACUAAGAAAAGCGUACACUUUUAUAAAUAAUUGCAUUUGAUUUUAAUAAAUAAACUUGCAGUUGCAAUUUCGCAUUAGAAAUGCGUGU